GGCCCUCUGACGUAUUAGUGUCGCGCCUCAAUAACACAAGGCGAUUGACCGACUUUUGGGUCAGGUUUAGGUUUUGGUGGAGAAUAACAAUGGCUUUACGGGUGAUGCGGCUGGUCAUCCCCCAGGGUGCUGUGGGUUACCACGCUGGGAAGACUGUACAGACGGCUGGGAUCCACACAGGCUCAGUGAAGAACCUGCGGUAUGGCUGGUGGGCGUAUGCUCUGGGUGAGAGGACAACCCCAAGAUUCAAGGAGAACAGCAAGAUCAUCUCCAUUGAUGGAAACCUGGCAUCAGGAAAGAGUGCACUGGCACAGAAGCUGGCAGACAAACUUGGGAUGUUGUACAUGCCCGAGCCCGACACCCACUACUUGGACAAGAUGACAGAAGAGAAGGUGUCUCUUCCUUCGCGGUUUAAUGGCAGCUGCAGCCUGGAGAAGUUCUACCUGGACCCCAAAGCCUCGGACGGGAACUCCUACCGUCUGCAGUACUGGAUGUACAUCAUGAGGCUGCUGCAGUACUCCAAUGCCUUGGAGCACCUCAUCACCACCGGCCAGGGAGUGGUUCUGGAACGUUCUCCCUUCAGUGACAUGGUGUUUGUGGAAGCCAUGUUCAAGCAGGGCUACAUCAGAAAGCAGUGUGUGGAACACUACAACGAGAUCAAAGGGAUCAGCAUCUGUGAGUUCCUGCCUCCUCACCUGGUCAUCUACGUUGACUCGCCAGCAGAGGAAGUGCAGAAGAAGCUGAAACAGUCAGGCAAGUCAUAUCUUCAAAAUGUACCUUUGGCCUAUCUGAAGAGCAUUGAGGAUGCUUACAAGAAGACCUUCCUUCCUAAGAUGAGUGAGAGUGCAGAGCUGCUUGCAUAUGACACAACCCAGAUCCAAGACAUUGAGAGGGUAGCAGAAGACAUUGACGUCUUAAAGUUUGAUAAAGGACCAUGGAUGGAGCAGGACGAUGUCACUUUCCACUACACCAGGAUGCUGGUGGAGGACAAGCAGCUGGUGGGGGACCUGGCCUGCAUACCCCGCUUCCUGCCUGAGGUCACCAUCGGAGCCCACGAGUUUGAUGCCAAUUACUAUGAAUACAAAUCGAUUCCUGGAAAGAAGUACGCACCCGGGUUUAAUGCUGACGUAGGAGACAAGAACAUCUGGUUGAAGUGAAUGAGGGAAUGGUGUAGGGGAAGCCUGGCUGGUGACUCACCUCCUCCUCCCAGCUUUCCUCCCUUGCUCCAGCUGCCCUGUGGGGGAGGAGUCUAUGAUGGGCUCAUCCAAUCAGCAGCUUGUAGUCGGUGAUCUGACAGCGUCUAUCUGGGAGAGGUUUUAUGUCUUGUAUAACGUGUAUGUAAUAAAACAAAUUUAAUUUAAAACUA
Osmerus eperlanus (European smelt) is the source of this 1366-nucleotide messenger RNA. It is a transcript of the gene ndufa10, whose product is annotated as NADH:ubiquinone oxidoreductase subunit A10. Gene Ontology annotation, biological process: mitochondrial electron transport, NADH to ubiquinone. Lineage: Eukaryota; Metazoa; Chordata; Actinopteri; Osmeriformes; Osmeridae. The record is from RefSeq and is a predicted model, not a curated record. Bases 90 to 1157 code for a protein of 355 amino acids. Gene Ontology annotation, cellular component: cytoplasm. The transcript has 10 exons.